Molecule: messenger RNA, 2415 nt
Organism: Chlamydomonas reinhardtii
Lineage: Eukaryota; Viridiplantae; Chlorophyta; Chlorophyceae; Chlamydomonadales; Chlamydomonadaceae
Exons: 6
Coding region: 213-1736 (507 amino acids)
Source: RefSeq, a predicted model, not a curated record
GCAAGCAGCUGUCAGCGAGGGCAAACAUGACAGCAAAGCAAAGUUAGCGGGCUUUCUGAGUCCCAGUUGCGUGUAGGCAGUCUCGCACAAACUUACUAAAAUUGAGCUUUGUAAAUCAAGUCUCGUAGCAACAAACAAACUGGGCAAUCAUGCCAUCGGUGAAGACGACAACCAGCAAGCGACUUGGCGAGUUGCUCCUAAAGGGCUGGGCCAUGCUCGCGGAUAAUUGCCCGGAUUGCCAGGUGCCGCUUAUGAAGGCGCGUGACUCGCAGGAGCGGCUGUGCGUCAACUGCAGCACUACCUACGUCCCGGAUGGCCAGGGGCUGCGGCCAAUUGGCAGCGCUGGCGGCGAGGACGCUGCCGGCGAUUCAGGGGCCGGGGGCAGCGCCAGCACCAGCGGGCGUGUCGGUCAAUCGGCAGGAGUGGCAGCAGGCUCAGCGCAGUCCAACGGCGGCGCUCAUGGCGGGCGGCGGGGGGAGCCAGCCUUGCAUGGCGCAGAGGGGGCGCAGGUCGCGGCGCCGAACGGGGUGGGGCAUAGCGGGGACGAGGACAAGGAGGAGGAGGAGGAGGGGGCGGACUACGACCCCCGGGCGGAUCCGCGGCUUGGGCCCUUUAGCAGCGCCGCCAACGCUUCUGCCCCGGACAGUAAAGCGGCUGGGGCGGCUGUUGCUACUGCUGGUGCCACGGCGGCUUCUGCGGGCAGCGGCCGCAAGCAGCAGCAGCAGCAGGCGGAAGUAGAUGUGGCGGACUUGUUGUCGUCCAAGAUGCUGCAGGGCUGGGCGCUGCUGGAUAAGUACUGCCCGCGGUGCUGCACGGUGCUGGUGCGCUCCAAGGCCACCCGGCAGAUGUUCUGUGUGGCCUGUGACGCCUGGGUGGUACCGGAGGGCGAGCAGCCGCCGCAGCAGCAGCAGUCGCCGCCGCCGCCCGCGCAGCAGCAGGAGCCGCUGGAGCAGUUGUCGCCGCCGCAAAAUCAGCCGCACACGACACCUGCCGCAGCGGCGGAAGGCGGCCGGCCGCACGCGGCGGCCAGCCCCGCCGCGGCGGCGGCAGGGGUGCCCGAUGCGGCGCAACCCAACAGCGCCGCCGGCCCCAACAGCGCCGCCGGCACCAGCACAAGCUCGCCGCGCCACCAGGUGCAGGCGGCGCCGGCAGCCACAGCCGCCGCAGUGCCAGCACCACUGGCGUCGGCGGCGGUGCACACGGGGGGUGGCGCGGCUGGCUUCCUCGCUGACGUUCUUGGAGGGGUGGGACCGGCAGCAGGGGGUGCGGCCGCAGGUGUGGCGUACAGCGGCUAUGAAAGCAGCUCACGCGGCUCCUCGCCACCACCCGUGUUCCCUGUUGAUGCGCCCUUCCUAGUCGGGGGCGCGCCCUCUCGCCUCCUGCAGCCGUCCCAGCACCCGCACCAGCAGCCCCCGCAGCAGCACCCGGCCGCCAAUGCCAGUGCCCACGCCAACGCCCACACACACGCCGGCAGCCACCAGCCCAGCCAACACCUUCGAGGCAACUUCGCGGCGGGGCUGGGCGCCGGCAGCGGCAGCGGCGGCAAGUCGCCGGCGGUGGGCGGCAACGCAAUGCUCCUGUCCGUCAGCCGCACCGUCGCGCUCAAGAUGACCGAGGCCCAGCAGCAGCUGGAGCGCAUCAGUGUGCUGGAGCUGGACCGCGCGCGCGGCCUGGUGGGCUUCAUCGCCGAGUGCCUGGACCUGCUGGCCAAGCUGCACCGCCUGCAGGCGCAGUAGCAGGGGGUGAGGAGCAGGGCGAGGAGCAUGGGGAGGAGCAGGGGGCGAGGAGCAGGGGGAGGGGAGGAGGAGGAGGAGGGGCAGCAGGCGGCCACUGCGGCAGGGGUGCGAGCGGCAUCGCCAGAAGGGAAUGAAGGCAGGAUGGGGAUACGGCGUACGGCAAGCCCCGUGGCCGGUGGCAGCGGCGGCAGGGGUGCAGGGGGCUUGAGCGUGUCAGUUGCAGUCACGGCUGCGGUCAGGGGUAGCAGUGUUUGGCGUUGGUGGUUUUAUGACUGAGGAGAUAGCAUGGAAGAAGAACGGUGUAGGGUGUGUCAGGGAAUGGAGGGUGGUGGUGUGAGCGGCCAAUCGGUGGCCGACUCAUACAAUGGACGUGUUGCAGCGGCCAAGGCUCAAGAGGUGGUGCGAGCAGUGAACUGCGGGGAAGUGCGGAAGCUUGGUUCAGCCGGGUCCGUGGAGAGCCCCACAAUUUGAAGGCGCGCCGUGCAUGGCGGCAUGCGGGCUUGAUCGCACUGCGAGGGAGACCGGGGCCGAUGUCGCCCGUGUUCCUUCAAAGCGUGCCAGACGCGGCGAUAACUCAUACACACCAUCGACGAAUGAGCACAAUGAGGUUUAAAUCGGAGCUUGUGUGCGACGACGGGUUUGCCGCCGCAUUUGGGUCGUGGAUACUGACAUGGAAGCA